This is a messenger RNA of Apiotrichum porosum, 2346 nucleotides long. RefSeq lists its product as uncharacterized. The record is from RefSeq and is a predicted model, not a curated record. NCBI's taxonomy places the organism in Eukaryota, Fungi, Basidiomycota, Tremellomycetes, Trichosporonales, Trichosporonaceae. Gene Ontology annotation, biological process: translation; glutamyl-tRNA aminoacylation. Gene Ontology annotation, cellular component: cytosol; cytoplasm; methionyl glutamyl tRNA synthetase complex. Gene Ontology annotation, molecular function: glutamate-tRNA ligase activity; ATP binding. The transcript is spliced from 4 exons. Bases 1 to 2346 code for a protein of 781 amino acids.
AUGUCCGUCUUCACCAUCCCCUUUGCCGCCAACCCCGACUUUGCGCUCGCCGCGCUUGCUGCGCUCCAGAACGCCGAGAUCGUCUGGGACGUUACCUCGGGUGACGCUGGUGAGCCGUCGUUUGACGGUGUCAAGGGUGCCGACGCCGUCCGCGCCAAGCUCGACGAGAAGGCUCCCGCCGGCCCCGCCCUCCCCACCCUCCCUGCCAAGUUCGACUCCAAGACCCCCUUCCAGGACGUCUCGGCCGUUCUUGACGUCCUUGACGACUUCCUCGCCUACCGCACCUACUUUGCCGGUGCCACCUUUGGCUGGAACGACGCCAUUAUCUGGGGUACCAUCCGCUCCAACGCGUCUGCUUCUGGCUCGGUCCGCAAGCCCGGCCGCCCCCACAUUCUCCGCUGGUACACCCAGGUCGAGACCACCCCCAUUGCCAAGGGUCUCCUCGAGUCAUGGGUCAAGGCCCGCUCGAACGCCGACAAGAGCAGGAAGGUCAAGCGCGAGGAGGGCCACAUCGAGGCCGAGCUUAAGAACGCCGUUCCCGGCAAGGUUGUUGUCCGCUUUGCCCCCGAGCCCAGUGGAUACCUCCACAUUGGCCACAUGAAGGCUGCCAUUCUCAACCGCUACUUUGCCGACAAGUACAAGGGCAAGUACAUCCUCCGCUUCGAUGACACCAACCCCCUCAAGGAGGAGGGCGAGUUUGAGGACGCCAUCAAGGAGGACCUCGCCAUGAUCGACGUCUCGUUUGACAAGGUUGUCCACACCUCGGACCACUUUGGCAAGAUCAAGGAGUACACCCUCCAGCUCAUCAAGCAGGGUGACGCCUUCAUGGACAACACCGACGCCGAGACUGUCAAGGAGCAGCGUCGUGCCGAGAUCCCCUCGAAGAACCGCGAGGCUUCGAUUGAGGACAACCUCAAGCGCUUCGAGGACAUGUGCGCCGGUACCGCCGAUGGCCGCACCUGGUCGCUCCGUGCCAAGAUUGACUACCAGCACAAGAACGGUACCAUGCGUGACCCCGUCAUCUACCGCUUCGUCGACGCCGAGCACCACAUCACCGGCGACGCUUACAAGGCCUACCCCAUGUACGACCUUGCCUGCCCCGUCAUUGACCACCUUGACGGUGUCACCCACGCCCUCCGUGCCAACGAGUACGCUGCUCGCCACGAGCAGUACGCUUGGUUCCUCGAGCGUCUCGGCCUGCCCAAGAUUGAGAUCUUCGACUUCUCGCGUAUCGACUUUGUCUACACUGUCCUUUCCAAGCGCAAGCUCAAGUACCUCGUUGAGAAGGAGGUUGUCUCGGGCUGGGCCGACCCCCGUUUCCCCACCGUCCGCGGUAUCCGCUCGCGUGGUAUGACCGUCAAGGGUCUUACCGACUUUAUGGUCAGCCAGGGUGCUUCGGAGAAGACCCUCCUCAUGGAGUGGGACGUCAUCUGGACUGUGAACAAGAAGGUCAUUGACCCCAUUGCUCCCCGCUACUGGGCUAUUGCCGAGGACAAGAUGGUUGCCGUCACCGUCACUGGCCGCGACACUGACGCUGCCGUUGCCGAGACCAAGCCCCUCCACAAGAAGAACCCCGAGGUCGGCGAGAAGAAGCUCGUCUACUCGUCCAACCUCAUCAUGGAGCAGGACGACGCCAAGACCUUUGGCGACAACGAGGAGAUCACCGCCAUGGACUGGGGUAACGUCUUUGUCUCGGAGAAGAAGGUCAACGCCGCCGGCGACGUCGAGGCCCUCAACGUCAAGCUCCACCUCGAGGGCGACUUCAAGAAGACCUCGAAGAAGGUCACCUGGCUCUCCGCCCCUACCAAGGAGAACCCCCUGGUUCCCGUCACCCUCAUCGAGUACGACUACCUCAUCACCAAGAAGAAGCUCGAGGAGGACGACAACCUUACCGAUGUCGUCAACCCCAAGACCGAGUACCGCACCAAGGCCCUCGCCUCGGCCGAGGUUGCCAACCUGAAGAAGUGGGACAUUAUCCAGUUCGAGCGCAAGGGCUUCUACAUCGUCCAGGGCACCAAGGACGCCGAGGGCCGUCUCGAGUUUGGCUUCAUCCCCGAUGGCCGUCUCCAGACUGUCGCCCUCAAGGCCACCCCGGCCCCCGAGGCUCCCAAGGAGAAGGUUGCCGGUGCCGCCAAGGGCUCGUGGGGCAAGGUCGCUCCCAAGGCCAAGGCGGCCGCCCCCGCCGCUGCCGGUGAGGACAAGGUCUACCUGUCCAACGCCUCUUCCGGCUUUGCCAUCCCCAUCAAGACCACCAUGUUCGAGUCGGACCGUAUCUACGGCAACGAGGAGGUCAAGGCCGAGGCCAAGGUCAACAUGUUCCCGUCGACCCCUAUCUACGACCUCUAG